This is a messenger RNA of Atta colombica, 1311 nucleotides long. RefSeq lists its product as uncharacterized. The record is from RefSeq and is a predicted model, not a curated record. NCBI's taxonomy places the organism in Eukaryota, Metazoa, Arthropoda, Insecta, Hymenoptera, Formicidae. Gene Ontology annotation, cellular component: motile cilium; extracellular exosome. Gene Ontology annotation, biological process: cilium assembly; cilium movement.
AUGGUGCAGUAUCUUCCGCCUCAUAAAACCAUUGGUAUCAUCGUACUUCGAGGAGCCAGUCAUCAAAAUGCUAUCGUUCGCGCGGCGACUGCACGACUGUUGUCGGACAUCACCGAUCGCAUUGGACCUGAUCAUAUUAUGAUCUUACCACGCAACGUGAGGGACAAGUUGUUAAAUACGAGCGCAAAGUUGUUGAUGGAUGGAAAUCUAGACGCAAGGCGAACUGUGAAAGAAGAAACUGGCAUAUCGUUUAUCGUGAUACAUAAUGACGUAGUGCUCGGAGAAAGUACUCCUCUCAUUAUCGAUCCGGGUUUCAAGGAACCACCGCAAGUUUACGACGUCAACUUCGAGGUCGAAUUUUUAUUUAUAGUUAACGACCACAACAAUAUAGGUUCGAUCGUAUCCACACCGAUUUUAAUAAAAGUAACGAGUGAUGUCCAAGAUCAACAUGUACCUGAUUCUGACAGAUCAGUUACGGAAUGCAAGCAGAAAAUAACAGCGAACGUUCCACAGCAAAUGUCGACUUCAUCAAGCGUAAUUGAUUUUUGCACUCUCGAUCUAAUGCCGAUAUUACUAGGUGAAAAAUUGCUCGUUGAAAGAUUAAUAGUGCAAACGCCACAUCUUUCGUUUGAUGGCAAGGCGAUCUCGUGGCAAAAUCUUCCUUUAUUAAACGCAACAGUAAUACAUGAUGACAAGGAGAUAUUUUCUUCGCAAGCAGAAAUUAAUUUCCUGAGUAUUACGGUGGAAAGUAUCUACAAUCCACCAACUUUUUUUACCAAAGAUGCGGAUUAUAAAGCGGGCACGAUAAUAUAUGUUGACAAUAAGCUUUCGGAAAAUGUAAAAUUCGAAGAUGGUAAAUGGACAAAAUAUCGUGAUCUGGAGAGAACUAAACGAUGGCGAAGCUUAUCAAAGUUACAGAGUCGCGCUAGAUUGUCGAAGUAUAAACUCGAUUACGAUUACGCACAUAUAAAAAACAUGCUCGACGUAGAACUCGACUUACAAAGGAAGGUAUGCCAGGACGAGCCUAGAAUCGAAUGGAACUUUAUGAAUCGCAGUACAUUGUGGGAUGUAGGAAGCGAAAUAAUGAAGAAGCAUCUUGUCAAGUAUAAAUAUUGGCCAUUCCAAUUUAUGGUAAGCAAAAAGAUCACGGAAAAGAGCAACAUUAAACAAAACGAAGAAGAAUUGAGUGAAUAUCAGUGUUACGUCGAUUUAUCAGAACUUGUUUUUCUAGGAAUAAAAAGCACUCGUGUAAUUGCGCAAUUGUACACGAAUGAUGCAUCGAGUAUAGCCGAGAAGACUGGUAAACAAUAG